AUGGCAUCCCGACUCCUGUCCAUGGACGAGCUCAACAAGGCGGCGCUCGACCGCUUCGUCUACCAACCCGUCAGCCGCGACAUGAUCUCCUUCCUCGCCGACGCGGCGAACAACGUCAUCGCCUGCGACUCGACGCUCAUGGCGCCGGCCUGCCCCUCACAGCAACGAUCGGCCAACGACCCGCCGACGCCGCCGCGGACCCCCGAGGCGAAGUCGGUGGUGGAGGCGGCCGACGACAGCCUGCCGACGCUCGAGGAGUUCAUCACGCAGCUCGUCGUGUCGUCCAACGUGCAGGUGCCGACGCUCAUGUCGACGCUCGUCUACCUCGGGCGGCUCAAGUCGAAGCUCCAGCCCAUGGCCCGCGGCCUGCGGUGCACGACGCACCGCAUCUUCCUCGCCUCGCUCAUCCUCGCCGCCAAGUACCUCAACGACAGCUCGCCCAAGAACAAGCACUGGGCCAACUACACCAACAUCGCCACGGACAACUUCUCGUUCGGCUUCAGCCGCACCGAGGUGAACCUGAUGGAGAAGCAGCUGCUCUUCCUCCUCGAGUGGGACCUGCGCAUCUCGGAGCAGGACCUCUACCGGGAGCUGGACUCCUUCCUCGAGCCCCUGCGCCUCCGCGCCGCCGAGAGGCACGCCCGCAAGGUGCGCCAGCGCGAGGAGAAGAGGCGGCAGCAGGAGAUGCACGCGGCGGCGACGCGCUACGCGAGCCCCUCGUCGUCGCGGGGCAGCUCCCGUUCCCGCCACGGCAGCCUCGAGCACCUCGGCGCCCUGGGCGGCGGCUCGUCGACGCCGCCCGGCCUCACCUACAGCAGCUCGGCGAGCUCGUACGCAUCGUCGAUCGCCUCGAGCCGCCAGCAGUCGCGCUCGACGACGCCGCUCGACGCGGACCUCUCGCCCUACUCGUACCAGACGCAGCCGGGCGGCCUCUACGACUCGGUCGUCGAGAUCGUCAUCGACGCCGACGCCGGCCUGCCACAGGUGGCGACGGUGCCGUCCAACGCCGAGGCGGUGCCGUACGAGAUGUCGGUCGAUCAGUACCACGAGCUCCACGAGGGCUCGGGCAAGAAGCGGCAGCGACGGAGCAUGUGGGGACGGCUGCUCGGCGGUGCCGUGGCCGUCCGAUGA
This is a messenger RNA of Drechmeria coniospora, 1131 nucleotides long. RefSeq lists its product as uncharacterized. Gene Ontology annotation, cellular component: nucleus; cyclin-dependent protein kinase holoenzyme complex. The record is from RefSeq and is a predicted model, not a curated record. The transcript has a single exon. The coding region runs from base 1 to 1131 and encodes 376 amino acids. Gene Ontology annotation, biological process: regulation of cyclin-dependent protein serine/threonine kinase activity. Gene Ontology annotation, molecular function: protein kinase binding; cyclin-dependent protein serine/threonine kinase regulator activity. NCBI's taxonomy places the organism in Eukaryota, Fungi, Ascomycota, Sordariomycetes, Hypocreales, Ophiocordycipitaceae.